AUGGAAUCUGUUUUUCUCAAAUCCAUGGUAGUCCACAACCACACAUUACAGCAGCAAUUUCCUUUGGUGUCCAUGGAUUUGUCAUGGUUGACAGAGUUUCUUAAAGGCAUGGUGAAACCGGUCUGCGCCACAGCAGUGGUGUUUCUUGCAGUAGCCUUGUCCUUCUCGCAGAAACUCGGUCUCGAGGUGGAAAUGAUUAUUGCUGUUCUUAGAGCUUUUCUUCAACUCUCAAUAAUUGGUUUUGUUCUGCAAUUCAUCUUCAACCAGGAAAACUCCGGAUGGAUCCUCCUAGCAUACCUUUUCAUGGUAUCUAUUGCCGGUUAUACAGCGGGUCAGCGCGCGAAACAAGUACCUCGAGGAAAAUAUGUUGCAGGAGCUUCAAUUCUAACAGGAACUGCCAUAACCAUGUUUGUUCUAGUGGCACUCAGCGUCUUCCCUUUCACUCCCAGAUAUAUAAUCCCGGUCGCCGGGAUGAUGGUUGGAAAUUCCAUGACAGUAACCGGAGUUACCAUGAAAAGACUCCGCGAUGACAUAAAAACACAAAUCAAUUUGGUUGAGACGGCGUUGGCUCUUGGUGCAACCCCAAGACAAGCAACACAUCAACAAGUGAAAAGGGCAUUGAUUAUAGCACUUUCUCCAGUGGUGGACAGCACAAAAACAGUGGGGUUAAUCUCUCUUCCAGGGGCUAUGACUGGUCUUAUAAUGGGAGGGGCUUCACCGUUGGAAGCCAUUCAGUUACAGAUUGUGGUGAUGAAUAUGAUGAUUGGAGCUGCAACUAUUAGUAGUAUAAUGGCUACAUAUUUAUGCUGGCCUGCAUUUUUUACCAAGGCCUAUCAAUUGGAAACCAAAGUUUUUUCAACUUGA
Messenger RNA from Lathyrus sativus (Indian pea), 864 nucleotides. The record is from the annotation of a GenBank genome assembly. NCBI's taxonomy places the organism in Eukaryota, Viridiplantae, Streptophyta, Magnoliopsida, Fabales, Fabaceae.